Messenger RNA from Exaiptasia diaphana, 809 nucleotides. Its product is annotated as protein SCO1 homolog, mitochondrial. The record is from RefSeq and is a predicted model, not a curated record. NCBI's taxonomy places the organism in Eukaryota, Metazoa, Cnidaria, Anthozoa, Actiniaria, Aiptasiidae. The coding region runs from base 18 to 794 and encodes 258 amino acids. The transcript is spliced from 5 exons. Gene Ontology annotation, biological process: mitochondrial respiratory chain complex IV assembly.
UUUACGAGAUCGAAGUCAUGUUUGGAAGAAGUUGGAAUUUAGUUUCUGUUUUCUGCAGAAAUAAUUGUCAUAUUUUAAACAGAUCAAAGGUACAAAGUCAGAUCACCACCAGGUCAUAUUUUCCAAGGUCAGCUGUAAGACAAAGCAAACUAUUGAUACAGAGAGUGGAAAGUAGUUCCAACAAAAAUGAAGCCUUUGCAAGAUCGGCAAAGAAAGGGCCUGUAACCUGGACAUCAUUUUUCUUUGUUGUUCUUGCUGGUGGUGGGUGUGUUUACUAUGUGAGAUAUCUAAAACAACAGAAGGAAGAAGCCAAAGAACAAGAAAAGAGGAGAUCAAUAGGUAAAKUUGCUUUAGGAGGUCCCUUUGAUCUAUUUGACCAUACUGGUAAGCCUGUCAAUGAUAAGGACUUUAGAGGAAAAUGGCUGCUGAUUUACUUUGGCUUCACACACUGUCCUGACAUAUGUCCUGAUGAACUGGAGAAGAUGGCAAARGCUAUUGAUUUAGUAGACAAAACAACCAAAGGAAAAGUAAAGCAAGAAUUGCAGCCAUUGUUCAUCACCGUAGACCCAGUGAGAGACAAUGCUAAGGCCAUUGCAGAUUACAUUAAAGAAUUCCAUCCUAAGCUAAUAGGUUUAACAGGACCUGUAGAGAAGGUCAAGGAAGUGUGCAAGUCAUACAGGGUUUAUUUCAGUGCAGGACCAGCUGAUGACGAUAAUGAUUAUAUCGUAAGUAAAGUGCGAAUMCAAAAAAAGCAAACGUCUGAGUGUGUGUUUCGCUUUCACUCCUAUAAAUAACACCAAUGUUUCAAA